UGUUUGGUCGCGCAGUACAUUAGCAUAAGCAGUGUGUUCUUGUUGGGGGCAGGCCUGCGCAGGCAAAGAAGGCAUCACGGUCAAAGUCUAUGUGAUCAAAGUUUGACUUACGGAAAGGACGAGGUCAAUCUGUCUUUCGCCUCCAGUUGUGUUGUGUUCAAGGGUUGUCAGUUUGCUUGAGAAAUGGAUUGUAAAUGUGAAACCAGCAACACUGAGGAUGCAGUUACAGGCUGGUGGCUGAGCGGCAGCAAUGCCCAGUGGGGAGCUUUCACCGUGGUGGGGUAUCUUCUCUACAGAUUCUCACAGACCCUUCCUGCACUGAUCCGAUGGCCAAUUCGUCUCUUCUGCUCUUUGACGGGUCUGUCAGCUCUUUGGGGCUGGGUGAGCCGCAUUGUGGGGACCCUCCGAGGAAUCCAGAGCCUGUGUAAAUGGCUGUCUCGAAUUUGGAAGUUUAUCAAAGCGUUUUCCUCCAAAUUCCAUUGGAUGCUUCCUAUCAUCAGAUCCAUCACAGGGUCUAGUGAAGGGAGUUUGGAGAAUGAGAACAUUAGACUGAACCUGUCCAGUCCCUUGAAAGCAGCCCUCAGACUAAUCCUCGUGGGCCCUGCUGGUGGAGGACGCACAUCAGUGGCAAACACUUUGUUGGGCUGCAGUGCAGAACAACCAGAGGAACAUCUCAUGGAGAGCACCAGAAGAAGGGCAAUAGUGGACGGUAGAGAACUUACUGUGGUCGACACCCCGGAUCUACUGGGUGUAUCGUUGGGGAGAAUAACGAGAGCCAAAGAAGCCCUGAGGAGCGUUCAGCUCGUGGGCCCCGGUCCUCACGCCGUUCUGCUGGUGAUGCAGGCGCCACGCUCCAGCAACGAAACCCACCAGGAGACUAUGCAAGUGAUCCAAGCUAUACUGGACCUGUUUGGAGAUGGCAUCCGAGGCCACGUUAUCCCAGUGCUCACCCAUGCUGACCGCCUGGGUCGACGGCACACUUUUGAGCGGCUGCUGGAUACGGAUGUCGGCGGUGUGAAAAGACUGACGUCUCUAUACGGUCAGAGGCCUGAGCUGCUGGACACUAGGCCAGAUCGGUCCCCGGAGGAGCAGAGCGUGACACGCAGGCUGCUGGUGGGGCGGGUCCUAGAACUGAAGGGGCUCGGGGGACAUUUUAUCCAUGAGCUGCAGAGGAGGGAUGAAGGCAUCAGAGAGGAGCUGCUUGCUGACAUGACCUCUGCACUGAGCAGAAAACUGGGACACUAUGAAAUCAUAUAAAAAAAGGAGCCACUGUUACUUUAACUGCCACUGCCAAUUUAGUACCUCUGUAGGUUUUUAUAUAUGGAGAGAUAGAUAUACAAGUACAUAUUUACAUGCAUUCAUAUACAGCAGGAGCAGGCAAACGUUUGUCCUCAGGGACCACAUUUAAUUUUGAAAAUAGACAGAUUGGCCAGGCCAUUUGUAGAUGAGGUUUUUAUUUAAAAAAAAAAAAGUUAAAUUGUGUAUGGUAAAGUCACAUUUUGUACAACAAUUGCAGUAAUGCAUGAUAACAAGAAAAUAAAAAAUUCAGGCAAGGUUGUGGGUAUCCAUGAAUGUGCAGCCUCCUUUUAAGAUCUAACUGUGGAUCUGAUAGGAAGCUGUGAUGUAUGGAGAAGUGACUGUUCAAUCUGACAAUCUUAAGUCAAAACAUGCUCUGAAAGCACUCACCUACCUCUUACAUCGGAGAGCUUCUGCUGUUCUUGUUACAGGUAAAACAAUACAAAUAAAAUACAAUAGCAGACUGAAACAAUGUCAUGAUAUGAAUUAAAUAUAUUUUAAAUUUUCUAAGUCCUGCAGUUUAAAAUGACCUGCAAUCACCUAUUCCCACAAAAUGUUCAGCAUCUACUGAAUUUUUGUUUUCGCGCUCCCUGCAUGAUUUUGUCUCUCGAGCUGGAUGGGGCGACGGAGAGCGAGAAAGAUGUGUCAUGUUGGAGAUUACCUUCCAACAGUUUCACACCACAUUUAGCUACGCAGAGGCCGCGGUGUGCAGUGGGGAAGGAGAGAAGGGUUGGAGUUGGUGUUACUUUACAUGGAAAGACAGCUGAAAUGCCACUUUAAGGUUGCAUAGUCACUUGAUGCAUUUGCCAGGCACAACGUCUGGGAAAGUCCCUUGUGAUGGUCAUUUUAAUUACCAGCAGGAAUUGGAAAACCUCAGCCAAAAAUGUCAGAAACCAAAGCAGAAUGGUCAGCUCAUUUAGUGAAAUUCCUGAAAGUGUGAUCCAUGUAUAACUUAAGGAAAAAUGCAAACGCUUACAUUUCUCAAUCAAGGUUUUUUUUUCUUCUUCUUUUCUUCUUUCUUUUAGGUACAACAGCAUACUGUACGUGUGAAUGCUCGACAAAACGCUUGACUCCACUUUCACACAAUUACUUUCAACUGAAUGCGUGACUUUCAGCAUUCUAUCAAGUUUUUUCAGUAAACGAGGAGCAUGAGUUUUUGUCACUCUCUUGGAGCACAACCGCAUCAAUGAGAUUGUUUGGACUUUCUGAGGACGCCACUGGCGGGCCUCGCAUUUGGUACCUGGACCUUCAAAGGGGACUUCCCUGACUUAAGCCACUCUCAUGGCACAGUUAUACAAUACUACAGCACACUACCGUGCCAUCAUACAGUACAUCAUCUGAAGCAUUUCGGAAUUCAACAUUUAUCUAAUAAUGUGACAAGAACAUAAAAAAUAAAAAUAAAAUACAUAAUACUCCCUAUAGAUUCAGAUUAUAAAAUGUAUUCAUGUGUGCAGACUGCUACAGGUGUGUUUUGCUCGUCAAACUUCACUUGUUCUGACGCAAUUGUGAUUUGUGAGUCAGAUUGCUGGCCCUGUGAAGAUCAUCUCAAAUGUGAGCGGUUAAUGGAACAGUCCCAUUGUUACUAUAGUUCCUGUUCGCACCCCUAAAAUUUGAGAGUGAGUGUAAACAAGGCUGGCUUGAACGAGUGUACGUGGAACAUUUCUUAACUUCUACCACUGAAUAUCAACACACUAUUACCAUUAGCAUUCCUCCUUUUUUGCUGCAAUUAAUCAUAGGUCACUGUUUAUGUUGUUAGGUAGGAAUUUUUUCUAACUAAGAAACAUUUCAGGUGGUCAGCGACACCAUUACUGACCUCUGUUUGAAUUGGAAUCUGUGAAGCUGGCUAUUGUCAUGUACAAUUCCAAUGAAGUUGGGACGUUGUGUUAAACAUGAAUAAAAACAGAAUACAAUGA
Messenger RNA from Phyllopteryx taeniolatus (common seadragon), 3209 nucleotides. RefSeq names its product GTPase IMAP family member 4-like. Bases 184 to 1257 code for a protein of 357 amino acids. The record is from RefSeq and is a predicted model, not a curated record. NCBI's taxonomy places the organism in Eukaryota, Metazoa, Chordata, Actinopteri, Syngnathiformes, Syngnathidae. Gene Ontology annotation, molecular function: GTP binding. The transcript is spliced from 8 exons.